UCUAGUGGAACAGUUACAUGGAUUUAGCCCUCUCUCGCUUCCUCUAGCGCUCUCUUCAUGAUCAUCCGAACUCAUCACUGCACUGCGUGUGACAGGACCGGACGGGACAGUUGUGUGUGCCAGCGUGCAUGGUGAAGUGGUGCCAUGCGUCUCCAGCUCCUUCACGGUGUGUUUUUUCUCCAGUAUGUGAGUUUCUCCCAACAGCAGUUCCCGCGCCUCUGCGCCACUGCGGAAGCUCUGCUGUCUAAGGAGUGUUGCCCGGUCUGGGACGGAGAUGGCUCGGCCUGCGGGGCAAGUUCUGGCCGGGGCUUCUGCCGGGAUGUGGAGGUAUCGGAUCUCCCCAACGGGCUGAAUUACCCCUUCAGUGGCCUCGACGACAGAGAACGGUGGCCGCUGGUGUUUUAUAACCGCACCUGCCAGUGUGCCUCUAAUUACAUGGGGUUCAAUUGCGGAGAGUGCCAGUUUGGCCUGUUCGGAGACAACUGCGCCGAGCGGAGAGUGUCCUUACGGCGGAACGUGUUUCACCUGUCGGCAGCGGAACGGAGGAAGUUAAUCUCUUACCUUAACCUGGCCAAGCACACCGUCAACCAGGAUUACGUCAUAGCCACGGGGACCUACCGGGAGAUGAAUAACGGGAGCUCCCCGCUGUUCUCUAACGUGUCUACCUAUGACGUGUUUGUGUGGAUGCACUACUACGUCUCCAGGAACGCGCUUCUUGGGGGUCCAGGGAACGUGUGGACUGACGUGGAUUUUGGUCACUGGGCUCCCGCCUUUCUGCCGUGGCACCGCGUGUACCUGCUGCACUGGGAGCGCGAGAUCAGGAAGCUGACAGGGGACUUCGAGUUCUCCAUCCCCUACUGGGACUGGAGAGACGCGCAGGGCUGUGACAUCUGCACCGACGACCUGAUGGGUGCCAGGAGCCCGCUAAACCCCAACCUUAUCAGCCCCGCCUCUGUGUUCUCUUCGUGGAAGGUGAUGUGUUCUCGGGCGGAGGACUACAGUGCACGGGGGGUGCUGUGUGAUGGUAGCGAUGAGGGGCCAUUACUGCGUAACCCUGGUAACCACAACCAUAACGUGGUUCCGCGGUUGCCCACGGCAGCAGAAGUGGAGUUCACGGUCAGUCUCCCGGAAUAUGACACUGGAGCAAUGGACCGCUCUGCUAACUUCAGCUUCAGAAACACACUGGAAGGCUUUGGGAACCCACAGACAGGCCUGGGUAACAGUGCAGUGAUUGGAAUGCAUGCGUCCCUUCACAUCUUCAUGAACGGCUCCAUGUCUUCAGUCCAGGGGUCAGCUAACGACCCCAUUUUCCUUUUGCACCAUGCCUAUGUUGACAGUAUCUAUGAGCAGUGGUUGCGGAGGCAUGCUCCAGAGCAGACUCAUUACCCAGAGUCCAACGCUCCUAUCGGUCAUAACAGACAGUACCAUAUGGUUCCAUUCCUUCCACUACACAGGAACAUAGAGUACUUUGUUUCCAGCAAGGACCUGGGCUAUGAGUACUCCUACAUGCUGAACUCUGACCAGAGGAUAGUGGAGGUUCUCAGUCCGUACCUGGCGAUGAUGAUGGAGGUGUGGCCCUGGUUGCUAGGGGCGUUGGUUCUCGGGGCCCUGGUUACCUUAACUGUGGCUGCAAUUACGGCGACCACAACCCGGGCGUGUUGGAAAGUGUGGCCAUGGCAACGAGGCGGGAAAAAGUCUGCGUUCCACCUACCAGAGAGGGAGCCACUCAUCAUCAGCAGUGAUAGUGACUCCCCGAACUACAAUAGUGUUUAAGCGCCCACAUUACCACAAUUCACCCACUGUUAAACUACCACCAUGGAAAAAUACCACAGCGACCACACUGUUAAACUACCACAACUACCACACUUCUAAACUACCACAACCACUAUCAAAUUAAUCCAAUUUAUUUUAUAAAGCCCUUUUUACUUCAGAGGUUGUCACAAAGUGCUUUUACAAAACAGCCAGCCUGAAGCUCUUAACAGCAAGCAACAACAGGUUUGAUGCACAGUGGCUAGGAAAAAUUCCUUAAAAGUGUUGAAACUUAGGAAGAAACCUAGAGAGGAAUGAAGAUCUGAGGGUUGGCAGCCAAAAUCGUCAGGUAUAAUCAGCUACUUGAUAUGCAAUGCAACCAGGAGGUCUUUGGACAAGGACAGCUAGGAGUCACUCAGCCCUGGUAGUACUGAGGUCUGGUCCAAGGGCUCAUGUCCUCCUAAGUUAAAACAGAGCAGGACACAGGGAACAUUUACUGAGCACAUUCCUUAGAUUUACAAAGGAGGAGAACUGACUAUAAUGUUAAAAUACCACAACUACCACACUGUCAAACUACCACAACUAACAUACUCUUAAACUACUGCAUCCACCAUACAGUUUAACAACUUACAACUAACACAACUGCCACUCUAUUGAACAACCACACAGUUAAACAAUCACAACUACCACGCUGUUAAACUGCCAUAACUAAAACCAUGUAACACCAUGUAAAAUGCUACACAUUUAGGCCUAAAUUACUACAAAGAUCCAACUGUUUAAGUACCAUUACUACCUCACAGUUUAACUACCCAAACAACUGUACGUAUCUGCUACACUGCUCAACAUGAAAACUGGACCUACAUGUAACACAAUUUUAACUUAAAUCUGAACUAAUGUCACAGCAGCUCGAAAUCCCAUGAAACCAAUUAAAGGGUUGUUUCAUGCUGUCUGGACUCUGUGCUUACUAUACAUCUCUCUCUGCAAUAUAAUUUGUUUUUACUUCUGUUUUAUUUUGACGCUGAAUGUGUUUGAGGGUACACUUGAGGUGUAGCCUAAUAAUUUUGACAACUUUGACUAUUAAUAAAAUACAGUCGAUGAUACCACAGCCUCUUCCGUGUAACAGCGCUAAAACAUGUCAUAUGGUUACUCCACCAACAACUUAAAAUGCUGCAGAUAUGGCUGUAAACUGUUACAUUUUGUAUAGCUCAAACGGUGGGAACAUUUUCAAGGUGGCCUGUCACCGGUGUUGUGAAGCCGAGGACCAGGAAUUCGCGCCCAGCCUAAGGCCAGGUGAACUGAUAAUUGGUGGAAGCUAAACUAAAUUGUUUCAGUUGUAACAUUGUUUAAACCCACAAACAAAUGUCAAGUAGUUAAUUUGAAACUAACCCUGGAAUUAUCUAAAAUAAUAAAAUAUUUAUAUUACGAGUUUGACGAGUGGCCUUUUUGAUAAGCCUAUUGAUGGUCAAUUCACACGUCUACGGCAAGCUACCUGUUAAUGUAAAGUAAUUGUAAAUACAAAAAAGAUAUUCUCGAUUUAGACGGAGCUGUACCCUUUCACGCCAUUCCGUUUAACUGCACAGCGCGAAAUCUUCCUAGUGGCGCGCUGCUCGAGCUGAACCAGGCG
Esox lucius (northern pike) is the source of this 3373-nucleotide messenger RNA. Its product is annotated as tyrosinase. Gene Ontology annotation, biological process: melanin biosynthetic process; pigmentation. The record is from RefSeq and is a predicted model, not a curated record. The transcript is spliced from 5 exons. Lineage: Eukaryota; Metazoa; Chordata; Actinopteri; Esociformes; Esocidae. The coding region runs from base 145 to 1773 and encodes 542 amino acids. Gene Ontology annotation, molecular function: tyrosinase activity.